GGAAGUGAGUGUCGUGUCCGGGAAGGGGAGGGACUCCCGACGACAAGUCUGGGGCGCUGCUGUGCUACUUACAAGGCUGCACCAGUGCAACCGUUUUUAAUCCUAAAUAGACGAUUCAGUGCACGUUAUUUAUUGCUUAAGUAACGGAUCACCGCGCUACAAACUGUGGUGGCUCUUAUUUCGUUGUUUUCGAGCGCGUUUGGCCCGGUCCGGCCUGGCCUGCACGGUCAUGUGCACAACAGAAGCCUAUAGCGCAGGCUAACGGCAGUCGGGUUUAUUACUGCCACAAAUGCACGUCAAGUUGCCCGUGAACUUUGUCACAUUUCUACGCCAUGUCCAGCGCGGUGUUUGUGAGAAACAGUAGGAGGGCGUUUUCGGUAAUCGGCGGGGGGCGCAGAGGCACCGACGCACUUUCUGGAGUUCAUCCGGUUGCGCGGCGCUCCAUCAUAGAUCUUUCCUACUCAGCGCACUUCAUGGAUUUUAAAGGAUCCUCCAUACCGAGCUCUAUGAAAAAGCUGGUCGUAACGAAGCUCAGUCCAAAUUUCAGAGAGGCCGUUUCAUUGCAAACCGUUCCGGUCCCGACGCCCGGCGACGGGGACUUGCUUGUCAGAAAUCGUUUUGUGGGGAUCAACGCCUCUGAUAUUAAUUACUCGGCAGGCCGCUACGACCCCUCGGUGAAGCCCCCGUUCGAUGCUGGUUUCGAGGGCAUCGGUGAGGUGGUCGGCCUUGGCCUUAGUGCCAGCUCCCAUUACACCAUCGGGGACACGGUGGCCUACUUCGGCAGCGGCGCAUUUGCAGAGUACACGGUGGUGCCAACCAAGGAAAGUGUGCCUGUCCCCUCGGUGAAGCCAGAGUUCCUCACCCUGCUGGUCAGCGGUGCCACGGCCUACAUCGCCCUGAAACGUCUGGGCGACCUGGCCAAAGGCGAGACCGUCCUGGUCACGGCGGCUGCCGGCGGCACGGGGCAGUUCGCCGUGCAGUUUGCCAAACAGGCCGGGUGCCACGUGGUCGGGACAUGUUCGUCCAACGAGAAAGCUGGCUUCCUCAAGACCGUCGGCUGCGACCGACCCAUCAACUACACCUCCGAGGACCUGGGCAGGACCCUGCGGAAAGAGUACCCACGUGGCAUAGAUGUGGUGUACGAAUCCGUGGGUGGCAGCGUCUUCGAGCUGGCGGUCAAUUCUUUGGCCACUAAAGGCCGGCUGAUCGUGAUUGGCUUCAUCUCAGGGUACCAGAGUGCAUCGGGGAUCCCGUCCAUCAAAGGGGGGACGCUGCCGGUCAAGCUGCUCCAGAAGUCGGCCAGCGUCCGGGGUUUCUUCCUGCCCCACUUCCCCAGUGACUACAGGGAGGCUCUGGGUAGCAUGAUGCAGAUGUUUGCCAAGGGGAAGCUGGUGUGUGAGGUGGACUGUGGGGAGCUGUCGCAGGAGGGGCGGUUCACAGGCCUGGAAUCAGUCUUCCGGGCUGUGGACUACAUGUACGCCGGGAAGAACCUGGGCAAGGUUGUGGUGGAAGUGGCACCCCCCUCUGUCAGUAACAGCAAGCUGUGAUGCACCAAAGAAAUCAUCUGUCACUUGAACUCCACUGUUAGAUUGUAAAUUUAAAAAACAAAUUAAUUUUGAGGAUGUUAGAGCUUGAGAAUUAUUUUUAAUUUAUAAUGGGGAUUUUUGUUCUUUAUUUUUGUAAGAUGACUGAUUUAACACUAAGAAAGCAAAGCAACAAUCAUUUCAUGAAUAAAUGCAGGUGCUUAGCAAAUUGAUCCUCUUGGGGUUUUAUGGCUUUGCAGGUUAUCAGCUGUUAAAACUGUUGAUUAUUUAAGCUGAAGGUUCAAGAGCUGAUAAUUUGCCACAGUGAAUUAAACAGAAAAAAAAAAAUCAUAAAAUCAGCAGUCACUGUGUAUUUAUGUUGAUGCCACUUACAUUCAGAUUCCAUUUACUCCUGUGUUUUCAUGAAACUGAAACUGAGAAGUAUACCAGCAGCAUUUGUUAAUCUUAGGGGCUUCAGUUUUGGUGUGAGUCCAGUUUUGAAAUUAUUUUACACUCGACGCAAUAAUGCGCUCGCUUUUAACACUCUCCAGCACUUUGUCUACCAUAAAUAUUUUACGAUACGAUUUCAUUGUUUUUCUAAUAGGGCUUAACAUCGGUCUUUGCCUGUCAAAAGUGAGUGCUGCUCCAGGUGUGCUUGGUAUUUCAUUGCCUGUUUGUGGCUGACAGAAAAUGCAUUCACAUAAUCAAUCUUUUCCAUUCACAUGCCCCUAAGCUGCACAUAAUAAAAAAAAUUAGUCCGGGUAACCACAGCCUAGAC
Molecule: messenger RNA, 2301 nt
Organism: Myripristis murdjan (pinecone soldierfish)
Lineage: Eukaryota; Metazoa; Chordata; Actinopteri; Holocentriformes; Holocentridae
Product: prostaglandin reductase 3
Exons: 2
Coding region: 333-1547 (404 amino acids)
Cellular component (GO): mitochondrion
Molecular function (GO): zinc ion binding; 15-oxoprostaglandin 13-reductase [NAD(P)+] activity
Source: RefSeq, a predicted model, not a curated record